CGUGCUGAUCUCUCCUUGGAUGUGCAGCCAAGUCGGACAAUGUGGGCUCCUCUCCGAGUACGGCUAGCCUUUACUUCGCAUAGACUAGUACGAGAUAGGACUGUCUUACGAUCUUAUGGCCAUACAUCUACCGAGUCUUUAACGCCAAAUGUUGCGAGGUUGCCCUCGACAGUCGACGUCGGAACAAGGUUUGAAGAAGACACCCUCCGUUGUCUAUCCCGUUAUGGCAUAGACUUACGUCGAGUCGGGGGCGCAGACGACAAGGGGGUCGAUCUUCGCGGACGUUGGAGGCUUCCAAAGGAGGGUGGUGUGGACCCAGCACUGUCAUCACCUGGCCAUCACGGUGGAUUUCUCGAGUUCCCAAUUAUCGUACAGUGCAAAAAGGAGCGAACAAAGCUUGGACCAAAAUAUUUUCGCGAACUGGAGGGCACCCUUGCGCGUGAAUCACCUAAUACGAUUGCCCUGUUGGCAUCUAGUGAAGGGUUUUCAACUAAAGCGGUGGACCUAUUAUUUGCUUCCAGAGUGCCCCUUGCACUGGCUGUUAUCAAUUCGGACCGGAUCUGUGUGCGAUUGGCGUUGAAUCGGGCACUGCAGGAACUAGUACCUGGUCUGAUGGUUUACAAGAAUCAGUCAAACGAGCUCACGGUAUGGUACCGAAAUAAAAGCUUGACGUCAAUCUAGCAUAAAGAAAUUCCAGUCGUCUUUCCUAAUGUCGCUACCAGUUAAGGGAACCCUGACUUUCCACAGAGAUGUAUCUUCUUAUUUGACAUGAUUUUACGUUUGGCU
Molecule: messenger RNA, 786 nt
Organism: Spizellomyces punctatus DAOM BR117
Lineage: Eukaryota; Fungi; Chytridiomycota; Chytridiomycetes; Spizellomycetales; Spizellomycetaceae
Exons: 1
Coding region: 40-681 (213 amino acids)
Cellular component (GO): mitochondrion
Molecular function (GO): nucleic acid binding
Source: RefSeq, a predicted model, not a curated record